Messenger RNA from Carassius carassius (crucian carp), 5267 nucleotides. It is a transcript of the gene arap2, whose product is annotated as ArfGAP with RhoGAP domain, ankyrin repeat and PH domain 2. Gene Ontology annotation, molecular function: GTPase activator activity; protein binding. Lineage: Eukaryota; Metazoa; Chordata; Actinopteri; Cypriniformes; Cyprinidae. The record is from RefSeq and is a predicted model, not a curated record. Bases 295 to 5115 code for a protein of 1606 amino acids. Gene Ontology annotation, biological process: signal transduction. The transcript is spliced from 33 exons.
UCUACCUCAUGCCUUGGAAUUUGUCCCACAUGUUCACAGAAGUGUAACAGAGGCGCGGUAGGCGUGGAGAGUCGCGCGCCUAGACUCGAAUCCGGAACGAGCGCUGGAUGGAAACAAGCCACGGCAUGAAACGUUUUCAACUAAGCAGACAGUGACAACUUCUCGUCAGAAAGUUACAGCGACAUUUUGACAGCAAGAAGGGUGAUUACGGUUUGAGCUUGCCUCAGUGUAACCUCAUCAUCCAAUGGCAUAUGGUAGACUUCAUGACCACUGAAGACCCCAUGUGUCUCUUCUAUGGAGCCCGACCAGGAAAUUACUCAGUGGCUGACCAGUCUACACCUGCUCCAAUAUGCCUCCAGCUUCGCCCGGGCUGGCUACCAUUGCUUAAAGGACCUCAGGAGCCUAACUGAUGAGAAGCUUCUUAAAAUGGACAAUAUUCCCACAGGACACCGGCGGAGGAUCCUUAGCAGCCUGGAGACCCUGAUGAUGAAAGUGGAUGGAGGUGAAGUGCCAGUGAGGAGAAAGCCGAUGCCAAGACCUAGAAAGGUGUUUCCCAAGGCUAAGCAGAGAGAAACAUGUUGUCAGCAUUCUCAGGGCAGUGACAUCCAGGUGACAAGGCAAACUUCAAGGACUAUUGCUGAUUCAGAGUGUAUGGCCACUGGUUCUGCUACACUUCCUCAUACACUUUCCUCCAGCUCUAGCUCCACCUCUGAGCAUGGCAGCAGUGAAUCACUGGAGAACUUUUCAGAAGAACCCAUUCCAGAUGAGAAUGAUGACUUUUCCUCAGAAGGAGCUUCUGUAGAGUUUCUGGGAGAAAUGGUUGAAAAUGAAAUAUAUGAGGAGUGCACCUUCAAUAAGGAACCCUCCGAGCCGAGGGUCACCCGCUCCUUUAAACUACGACACAGGCCUGUACCAGAGAUCCCUGAACAUCCCUACAUACCUCCUUAUGACUGGAAUGUGGCAGCAAACAACAAUGACCACCUCACAAAGUCAGAGGGACUCAUCUGCCCCACAGUCAGUCAGAAAGCACCACUUCAAAGGACAUUGUCCCCCAUUGCCCCAUAUGGAGAGCUUUUUCUGUACAACUCAGCAGAAAAGGAACCGGAUGUGGGCAAUGAGGUUAUGUCUAGUCAAGGAGUAAAAGUGAACCUGGAUCAACAGAAGUUGAGAAUCAAGCAGACACAAAACCAAGAAAGCACACACAAUAACAAGAAGCAAGACCUUUCCAAGCAACAAUAUAUCCAUGAUGAUGAUGAUGAUGAUGAUGAUGAUGAUUACUCCACUGUCCAAGAAUCCAAGCUUAGUCAGCAAAUGGCUACUGAAUGCUCUUUUAAACAUCUUACAUCGCCUACUCUUCUUUCGAGCACUGGAACAUCAGCUUUGGCCAAGCCUCAGACAGAUGUGAAGGACAUAUACAGUAUGGCACAUGAUGACCUACCAGGCCUACUGAGACCAAGCCUUCCUUCUAUAACAGAAGUUUCCAUUUCUCCCUAUGCCUGCUUCUAUGGGACCCGUAAUGCUGUCACCAAAGAAGGCUGGCUAGAUAAACUCUCUCCUCAAGGGAACUGUGUCUUUCAGAGAAGAUGGGUGAAGCUUGAAGGAGGAAAUCUCACUUACUACAGCAGCGAUAAGGAGAUGUACUCGAAGGGCCUGAUACCCAUUUCGACAGUAAAACAAGUUCGUGCUCUUGGUGAGAAUAAGUUUGAGGUGGUCACGUCUGCAAGAACCUUUGUGUUUCGGGCAGAGAAAGAAGGAGAACGUCAGGAUUGGCUAGAGGUUCUCCAGUCUACUGUGAGCUCCCAGCCCUCCAUUUCCCAUCAGCCUCGCAAAAAUAACACAAACAAGAGUGGCUACGUCGAGCUGCGUGGCCUCAAAGGAAGAGUCUACCUCAGCCUCAUGGGAACCAGCUUCAGACUCUGUAAAACAGACCAGGAUUUUAAUACUGGGCUGGCCAUCACUGAGGUGGACCUCACUGCUGCGUGUGUGAAACAAUUUGAGAGGAAAGGAUUUGAGAUCACCACACCUUUCAAAUCUUUCUGUUUCACAGUGGAGUCUGAGCGUGAGAGAGAGGAAUGGAUAGAAGCAGUUCAGGAGUCCAUCGUAGAGACGUUGUGUAAUUAUGAGGUGCUGGAGAAGGUUUGGUUCAACAGGUCCAACAGGAAGUGCGCUGAUUGUCAGGCUCCUGACCCAGAAUGGGCCUCCAUCAACCUGUGUGUGGUCAUCUGCAAGAAUUGUGCUGGUCAGCAUCGAUUCCUGGGUCCUGGGAUCUCAAAGGUACGCAGUAUGAAGCUAGACAGCAGCAUAUGGACCAACAAACUCAUUGAGCUGUUUUUAGACGUUGGAAAUAAAAAUUUCAACAGCUUCUGGGAAGCAAAUCUUCCCUCAGAGGAGGAGCUUUGCAUGCAGCCGUCUCUGGAGCAGCGUGCAUCCUUUAUUCGCAGGAAGUACAAAAAGAGAAAGUACAAGAAAGUUCUAGAAGGUCUAAACACUCAAGAGGAACUCAACAAGGCGCUGUGUGCAACAGUGGUUCUCCCUGACAUCCUGCAAACCAUGGCCCUGGUUUUCAGCGGGGCAGAUGUGAUGUGUGCAACAGGUGACCCUCAGUACUCCACCCCAUAUCUUCUGGCUCAGAAAGCGGGCCAGAGGCUGCAGAUGGAGUUUCUCUACCACAACAAGCUCACAGAUUUUCCUAAGCUGGAAGCAGUAUUUGACAGCAGUUUUUCGGCUGAUGUUCCGUCUUUUAUGGAUGGAUUUCUCUAUUGCUCUGUGAACGCUGGCAAGGCCACUCUGGACCGGAAAGGAAGACCCGACCUGGUCCGCCGUUGGUGUACAUUGGAAGGUGGAUUCCUUAGUUACUAUGAAAAUGAGAAAAACGCUACACCCAUAGGCAGGGUUGACAUCAGCGAUGUGGUGAGCCUGGCCAUCAACAUCACUGAGAACAUCACCGAAACAGGGCCAGUGUUCACCUUUGAGUUGUACCUGCGCUCUCAGAGAGUGCUGGUGUUUGGAGCGGAGACCUCAGACGCACAACAGGAUUGGACAUAUGCCAUCGCCAAGUGUUUUGUCCCUGCAAGGGCAGAUGCUCUGCUGAGGCAGGAUGGUGAGCUUAUUGGGCGACUGCACUAUAAAGAGGGUCAUGACCUUUAUCAUUGGCGAAUGGGAUGGUUUACACUGGUGGGCACAGAACUCUACUUCUGUUCUGGAGAUGAAGAUGAAGAGGAGGGAGUUCUUCGACUCAAACGCCUACAGGAGCUUACUGUGUCCACUCAUAUGGAGGGUGAUGAGAAGAUUCAGGUCUUACUCAUGGUUGAGAGUGGGAGGACUGUGUACAUACAUGGCAUCACCGACAAGGACUUUGCACUGUGGCAUUCUUCCAUCCAGUUGGCAGCUGGGACGGACGGUAUGGCUCUCUGCAACCAGCAGAUGAAUAAAAAUGAUGUUCCUAUCAUUGUGGAUAGCUGCAUUGCUUUUGUCACCCAAUAUGGUUUGUGUUAUGAGGGAAUCUACCAGAAGAACGGUGACCCGGGCCGUGUGGCCCAGCUCCUGCAGGACUUUACCAAGAACGCUCGGGUUGUUAAGCUACGGGCUCAAGACCACCGGCUAGAGGAUGUCACAGACACACUCAAGAGCUUCCUGUCUCACAGUGAAGAUGCUCUAUUGGCUAAAGAGCUGUACCCUUUUUGGAUCUCUGCCCUUGAUGAACAGGAUGAGAAGGUCAGAGUACAAAAAUAUUCGUCCUACAUUCAGAGUUUACCCGAAGUCAACAGGUCAACACUCGGUGCUCUGCUGCAGCAUUUGUACAGGAUCCAGAGGUGCUCGCGUAUCAACCAGAUGAACACGCAGAAUCUGGCGUGUGUUUUCUCCUCGUGCCUGUUUCAGACGGAGGGACACACAGCUCAGGAGACCCGCGUGGUGGAGGACCUCAUCAACAAUUACAUCCAGCUCUUCUCUGUCAGUGAAGAGCAGGUUAGGCAAAUGGAGAAAGAAAACAGCUUUAUCACCAGGUGGAAGGACACCACAUUCUCUCCUGCUGGUGACCUGAUAUUUGAAGUCUACGUAGAAAAAAAGGAGCCAGAGAAGUGCUGUUUAAUCAAGGUGUCUCCUAGCAUGAGGUCGGACGAGCUUGCCAUAAGCACUCUGGAGAUGAAGGGGAUGGAGGUCAAAGCUCAAGAUCUCUGGACCACUUUUGAGGUCAUUGAGAAUGGAGAGAUGGAGCGGCCCUUACACUACAAAGAGAAGAUUCUGGAGCAGGUAUUGGAGUGGAGCUCUCUGGAGGAUCCCAGCUCGGCCUUCUUGCUCAUUAAGAAAUAUUCUGGCUCUAAAAUGACAGAUUCCAACUCAGAUAAACUGAAAGAUUUCAUUAAAGGAGAGCAACUCAAAUUCAAAGACGGUUCUUCCAAACUGCUUUUGGGGAAUAAGUUUCAGGACCGAUACCUGGUACUACAAGACAAAAAACUGCUGUUAUACAAAGACAUAAAAAGUACCAAACCAGAAAGAGAGGCUCCAUUAAAGUCUCUUAAAUGUUACUUAGGGCUACGAAGGAAGUUGAAACCAACAAGCAGUUGGGGUUUUACUGUUUAUACUGAAAAACAGCAGUGGUAUUUCUGCUGUAAAGGGAAUGAUUCUCAGCAGGACUGGGUCACCUCCAUUAUCAGAGUAAAGCAUGGCAGUGACUUAUGGCCUAAAGACCUAAAGCAGAGCGCAUCGUUACCUUAUAACCUGUGCAGAGGAAGAACAUCCACUUACAGCACUGCAAAGACCAGCACAGGCAAACCUCAGAGAGAGGCUAAAGGAAAGUCAGUCCUCACUACAUGUAUAGAAGGUUCAAAUACACAAAACCAAAUGACCACAGAUGUGAGCAACCAACCGGACUUGAUGCAUAAAUUGGCAAGCAGUGAAGGAACUCUGAGUGUCUCCGGGCUUCAAAUGGUGAUUGAUGACACAUUCCAGUCUCUGCGUAGACCAUCACUUCAACAAGACCCCAGCGCUCUCACCCAGCUAUCGCACAAGAAGGCUGUGUUGCCCUGCAGAGGUGUGCAGUUGCCUCAGAACAUCAUUAAUGAGCUAAGUACUGUUCUUAACAAAACAGGACGCUUUCCAAAAGAAGACAAUUAAGAGAGACAUACAGAGACAGAAAGACAAGACUCGUCUGUUGCUCUUCCAUUGGGCAUGAGGAAAAGCCAAGACCAAAUCAACCCACAAAUCUCAGUCGGUUCUCAGUAAGGAGGUUGGAUGUACUAUAUAUAUAUAUAUAUAUAUAUAUAUAU